Molecule: messenger RNA, 1823 nt
Organism: Strongylocentrotus purpuratus (purple sea urchin)
Lineage: Eukaryota; Metazoa; Echinodermata; Echinoidea; Camarodonta; Strongylocentrotidae
Product: serine incorporator 5
Exons: 13
Coding region: 48-1478 (476 amino acids)
Cellular component (GO): membrane
Source: RefSeq, a predicted model, not a curated record
GACAUUGGGUCUCUGUAGCAGCUAAGUAGUGAAACAUGUGAACAAAAAUGGGCAGAAAUAACCAGCGAAAUUGUUGCACUAGCCAGGUAGCAUGUUGCUGUGGGAAUGCAUCCUGUUCUUCACCAUGUUUACCGCCUAUCAAAGAAUCUACCAGUACAAGGCUGAUGUAUAUUCUAUAUUACCUUCUUGGAGCUAUUCUCUCAGCUGUCAUGGUCACAGAAACCAUACGAGAAUCAUUGCAUCGGGCUCCAUGGCUGGUAGAUUUCUGUGAGAAUGUCGGUGCCGGGACAAACUGCAGUAGCCUGAUGGGAUAUGUAGCAGUGUAUCGCAUCAACUAUGCCCUGGCUGCGUUCUUUCUAGUCAUGGCUGUUUUGACUAUCUGUGUAGGCAGUAGUAACUCCAUCCGAGGACAAAUACACAAUGGGUUCUGGUUCUUCAAGUUACUCUUCUUGAUUUUGCUAUGGGUAGGUGCAUUCUUCAUACCUACCCCUAGUCAAGCUGUAACAGCAGGAUUGGUGGUGGGCUUCACGGGGGCGUGUCUCUUCAUUCUCAUGCAGCUAUGGCUUCUCAUUGACUUUGCAUCAUCCUGGAACCACAGUUGGUCAAGGAAGUAUGACGGAGGCUCUAAGUGUUGGUAUAUUGGCCUUAUAUUUUUCAUCCUGAUCUUCUACGCAAUAUCCAUCCUCAUCACAGUGUUUACUAUUGAGUUGUACGGCAAGCCAUUCUUUGCAUGUCUCAGGAACACACUCUAUGUCUGUUUUAGUGCCACAGCCUGCGCCAUUCUUUCCGUUCUUACCAUCCUGCCAUGUAUAUCAAGAAAUCAUCCAAGAGCCAGCUUACUCCAAGCGUCCAUCGUCUCGGCAUACGUCAUGUACCUAACAUUCUCAGCAAUUGUCAUCGAACCACCAAUGGAAACCUUAACUGAAGUUGGCUACAAUGAGACAACGAAAACAAGAAUCUAUAACACAACGUUGGUAUUGUGUGCCCCAACUAGUAUAACAUCAGCCAUCUUGGUAGAUAGUUCCUACGGCGAGCUGCUUAGUGCUGCAGUGGCCACCAUUCUACUCCUUGGCAUGGUCCUAUACGCAUGCAUACGCUCUACAACCACUACAUUUGUUCCUGAUGAAGAAGGCACUGCCAACAAGAACUUUUGGUGCUGCUGCCAUAAAGAUACUAAUGGGGAUGAAGUUGACGGACCACAUCGUAGUUGGGGAGCCAUUGAAAAUGAAGCUGAGGGAACUGUAUACAGCUAUUCAUUCUUUCAUUUUACAUUCCUCCUUGCAUCACUUUAUACCAUGAUGACCUUCACCAACUGGUACAGCCCUGAGAAUGCCACUUUAGAGAACCUUCACCGAACGUGGCCCCCUUUCUGGGUACGUCUUGUCUCUGCCUGGGUGUGUGCCCUUCUCUACGCUCUCAAGGUCAUUGUCAUCAUGUGUCGCAGUGAUCCUGAUCCUGAUGAAGAGCCUAAUAGGUAGUUAGACAUGUUAUAAUGCAUGCUCUACAUGUAGUUCACCCACAGAGAUCAAGAAGAAGAAGAGCCCGUCACAGGAGUACACCUUUGUGAUUGCCAUUCCUUCAUAUCCUGGUACUUGGUCAAUUUCUUAGCAUGCCAGAACACUAAUAGAGAAGCGCCCCAUCAUUUUCAGGAAAUGUUUUUAUUAUAAAGAAACUUGUUAGUACUUAAAAAUAUAUUGCAAACGAAUGUACAUGUAUGCACAAAGUUGGAUUGGAGAUUGUAAGAGUGCAAAAAUAUAUAGAAUACAUAGAAUAUAUCAAGUGAGGAGAGAGAGAGAGAGAGAGAGAGAGAGAGAGAGAGGAGG